GGAGAACCCAAACAAAUACACCUAACCCAAUUGAUUGUAGUAGUUGCACGCGUCCGAUUGGUUGUCUAUACACUCCGCAAUUCCAGCCAUCGGAUUUUCCGAGGAAAUAUACACACACACACCAUAUCCACCCACGCUCCCGCAUAUAGAUAGCUUCAAGCCUUCACCCAAUAAUUGUAGUUUUACUUGGGCCUCUGUGAAUCAAUAAGCGACAUGGCGACUACCACUGCUUUGAAUCUCAGCGCCUCAAUCGGUCAAAAUCGUUCUCUUGGUCAACGCACUGGUUCAUCACUGCUCCGCCCUGCUCGCCGUGUCUCCGUCGUCUGUGCUGCCGGAUCUUACGCUGACGAGCUCGUCAAAACAGCUAAAUCUAUUGCAUCUCCUGGUAGGGGAAUCCUUGCCAUUGACGAGUCAAAUGCUACAUGUGGAAAGAGGCUGGCAUCUAUCGGUUUGGAGAACACAGAGCCCAACCGACAAGCUUACAGACAGCUUUUGCUGACUACCCCAGGCCUUGGUGAGUACAUUUCAGGCUCUAUCCUUUUUGAAGAGACACUUUACCAAUCUACCAGAGACGGGAAGAAGUUUGUGGAAUGCUUGCGAGAUGAGAAGAUAGUUCCUGGGAUCAAGGUUGAUAAGGGUUUGACGCCUCUCCCGGGAUCAAACAAUGAAUCUUGGUGCCAAGGCUUAGAUGGCUUAGCUUCUAGAUCUGCCGAGUACUAUAAGCAAGGUGCUCGUUUUGCAAAGUGGAGAACUGUUGUGAGUAUACCCUGUGGUCCUUCUGCUUUGGCUGUCAAAGAAGCUGCAUGGGGUCUUGCCCGCUAUGCUGCUAUAUCUCAGGACAAUGGUCUUGUACCAAUAGUGGAGCCUGAGAUUCUCCUUGACGGGGACCAUUCCAUUGAAAAAACUCUUGAAGUUGCAGAACGGGUAUGGGCAGAGGUUUUCUACUAUCUGGCGGAAAACAAUGUUUUGCUAGAGGGAAUUCUGCUUAAACCUAGCAUGGUUACUCCAGGGGCUGAACACAAAGAGAAGGCUUCUCCAGAUACUAUUGCCAAGUACACUCUCACUAUGCUUAAAAGGAGAGUCCCUCCCGCUGUUCCUGGAAUCAUGUUCUUGUCAGGAGGACAAUCUGAAGUGGAAGCAACACUGAACCUCAAUGCGAUGAAUCAAACCCCAAACCCAUGGCAUGUUUCCUUCUCAUACGCACGUGCACUGCAAAACUCUGUCCUGAAGACAUGGCAAGGACGCCCUGAGAAUGCGGAAGCUGCCCAGAAAGCACUGUUGGUUCGCGCAAAAGCAAACUCCCUGGCCCAGCUCGGCAAGUACUCGGCUGAAGGUGAAACUGAGGACUCUAAGAAAGGAAUGUUUGUCAAGGGUUACACCUACUAAGUGCAUGACAACUCCUUAUGCUUAUCAUGUUGGCUGCUCUAUAAACCAUACUCUUCAUUGUUUUCGGUCUCCCUACAUUUUUUUUCUGAAUAAUAAGUCUGUCGUCGCGAGGUUAAGAUUGCUCAACUCUUUAACUAUGCAUUGGAUAAUUUGUAUUAUUUUAUACAGAGUAUGAAGUGUUUUUUUGGACUCGUAUGCUAUGCAAUGUUCAAAAAAGCGCUACGGCGUCUCCUAGACGGUAAGCUAGGGCCUAGUCUAGGUGUGCUUAGGUGGGGAUUAAUUGAGGCCUAGGCGGUCUUAAACAGGGAGAGAAUGAAGACAAUUAUUUGAU
Molecule: messenger RNA, 1717 nt
Organism: Cuscuta campestris
Lineage: Eukaryota; Viridiplantae; Streptophyta; Magnoliopsida; Solanales; Convolvulaceae
Source: the annotation of a GenBank genome assembly